Messenger RNA from Nymphaea colorata (pocket water lily), 6803 nucleotides. RefSeq lists its product as uncharacterized. The transcript has 19 exons. Gene Ontology annotation, molecular function: histone H3K4 methyltransferase activity; protein binding. The record is from RefSeq and is a predicted model, not a curated record. Gene Ontology annotation, cellular component: histone methyltransferase complex. NCBI's taxonomy places the organism in Eukaryota, Viridiplantae, Streptophyta, Magnoliopsida, Nymphaeales, Nymphaeaceae. Gene Ontology annotation, biological process: positive regulation of DNA-templated transcription. Bases 423 to 6746 code for a protein of 2107 amino acids.
UCCGCAUUGGCGCCAUCAACGGCAGUGGCAGAUGACGCGUGAUCUGAUCUGACCGGGAAGAAGGGCAGAGGCAGACGCCUUCUCUCCGUGCCUCUGGCAACGGACGCACAUCGAGCCCCCAAGAAAUAGGCCGUACCUCCAAUCCGACGGCCGUCGCCGUUCAACGGGAUUCGCAUAUUUGCCCGGCACACGUGGGCGGUCCCGGGCAAUCGCUGCCCGACACGCUCGCACGGCGGGAACGAGGGACCAGUGCUUCUCUCUCUCUCUCUCUCUCUCUCGAUGCUUUUCCCUUCAACAGUUCGUUUCUGCUCUGUCCCUACCUCUCUCGGCGCCGUAUCCUCCAAAACCCUAGGAAACCAGGAGGUCAGGUGAGAGGGAGAGACUGACGGGCCUCAUCGUUUCUUUCGUUUCCCUCCCUCUUGAUGGAAGGUACAUGGCACGCGAAAUGCAACUCUUCCCUGCCUCCUUCGUUACCGAUUCUUCAAUUUCCGGCGAUGGAAUCACGAUCCCAGGUACGUAUGGGUGUUGGUCAAUAUCCACAUCCCUCUUCUGUACAACACGGUUGCACAAAUGAACGAGCUUCUCGAGAAGGAUCAAUGAUGUUCGACACAUUCAAUAUAGGUCAUAAAACUGGAAAGCCUGACAAUGGGAACUAUUUCCUGGCUUUGCUGGCAGCAUCUCCUCAACAGUUUCAAUGUGAAAUGCCAAGCUCUUCUGUCGCCAGGCUGCCUAUGAGCACAUGCACAUUGCCCAUUCUUGAAAGCAGUGUUGUAUGUAAAGCAUCUAGCUCUACAGUUGAAGGUUCAAAUCCCAUGACAUGGUUGCCACAACCUCAGGGAAGUGAAUGCUUCAGGAAUGAAGCUGAAGUUCUCUCUGUUUCAUUGAGAGAUCUUCCUGCAGUUUCUCGUGGCCGAGCCAUGCUGUUGCAUGAUGUUGCUCAAACAGGAAAUUCCCCCCUUCAUGGUUUCAAUCCAUCCAGACAGGCUCCUCAUCAUGCUGUCUUUAACUAUAGAACAGGCUCUAAAGAAUCAGAUCCAUGUUUUCCUGGUGUAACUCAGACGUUCAGCAAGCUUCAGCAGACCUGGGAGACAACUAGUCAUGGUUUCAUGAAACAGGCAUUAGAAUCGCAAUAUUCAUUGCCUGCUUCGGCUUCUGCUUAUUUGAGAGGGUAUCCUCGUGUAUUUUGUCUGACUACAAGUGGAGUUCUGCUCAUCAGUGAGACGGGUCAUCUUGGAAUUAUCUGCUUAUGUCAUAAUCUCCACAUGUCUGUGUCUAAUUUCUGUGAGCAUUCAGGAUCAUCUGCUGCUGAUCCAGGAGAUUCUGUUCGCAUGGAGAGUGGUGAAACUCUUGGCCAGUGGCGCAGGCUUUAUUUUCCUAAGCUUGGGAUCAAAAUGCGGGAUGAGAAUAGUGGGUGGGAUUGGCCUGAUUGGAACACAGGCAUGUCUGGGUCAUCUGAGCUGAAGGCCUCUCAUUUGCAGAAUAUUGCAAAGGACUCUUGUCUGAGACAAGAUGUUGGCUUAUUUGGCAGAAGAGGGAUGGCCAGCCAACCUUGCAGUGAGCUCAUCUCAUUCACCAAUCCUCUUUCAGAACAGAUUAACUUUGAAACUUUUGCUGAUUGCUUUGGCCGUGAUGCACAACAGAGGAACGCAUAUGGGGAAUGUGAUGUGGUCAAGAAUCCUAAUGGUAUCUCACAUGCUGCUCUCCAUGUUUUUGUAAACAAUCAGAAUGUAUUGUCAUUUGGAGAUACUCAUGCAGAUUCGUCGAAAGGUACUGUUAGCAAAGAGGCACAGGAGGAUGGAUACCAAUCUGUUGCUGAAUGUGUUGGCAUGAUCCAGAAAAGUGGCAACUCUUAUUCUACGAACAUUCCUAUGGAGAGCUUGAAAUCCUUUACUAAUGAUUCUUCUGGAAGCAGAUGUGUUAAUCCUGCACAACCUUCAUUUCUUCAUUCAGAUGCAUUUUCAUCAAACUUUGAGCUGAGGCUUGGGCAGCCAUCUGAGCAACCACAAGCCUGCAAUGGUUCCUUCGUACCUUUAAAGUCUCAAGCACUGGAUCUUGUAAUUGAGCCCAGGGUAUUACAGUACGAUUCCAUGAAACACAGAGCUAUUAAUACCAGGUUACCUGCAGAACUUCAGCAAUCCUGGCAACACCCCCAACAGGAAUCAUUAGCAAAAAAGGAAACGGAGAAAGAAGGUGAGGUAUUUCCGGUGACAUAUGGAUUCAGGAGCGGAAAUGCUGACAAGGUGGGUGACAGCACUGUUAGAAGCUCUUUGAUGCAAGUGUUCUAUCCCCAAAUAGGGUUCCGUGGGAAUAAUGAAGAUGAUGUACUUUGGGAGGAUACUGAUCGGCUUGUCAGUAGUACUGAGCAACUAAUGGCUGGCAUACUUGGUGCAGAUUAUCCGGUUGAUAAGUGUGAGCUUGGUGAUCCUUAUAAAUGUAAAGUUCUUGCUACUGGUUUUUCCAAUCAAAUUGGUAAUGGUAAAAGCUUAGCUGCAGGGGUCAAUUCUUCUUCUAACUCCUUACCAGUGUCCUCUGUACAUACCAUGCCAUUUACGGAUGCAAAAUCUCAUGCUGUUACUGGUGGAAAUUGUGCCCAUGUUGGGUCAAGCUCUCAUGUUGGGCAAUCAUCUUAUGUGACUGGUUCUUUAUAUUCUGCAUAUGACCUAAAAAGUCCUGGUCAGGUAGGAUUGAGUUCUACUAUUGGUAUCCAUGAUCCCUCCAUCACACCUGGUCCUUCACUAUCAUCAUUAUCUCCAGUCAACUUUCCUGUUAGAAAUCAGAUAUGUUUAUCCAAUUUUAAAUCAAUUUCACAGAAGGAGGAGAGUAUUCAUCCGGCCCAGCAUAAGUGUGAUGAGAAUUCAAGGCUAUGUGCUUUGAGGAACAUGGUUGGUAUGUCUGUGCAUGAUCAUGAAAUUGCCAAUCAUGAUUUUUCUCAAGAUGAUGGCCGAUUGUGUUGUCACACGGCUAUCCAAAUGCAGAGAAAUGAAGACAAAGAAGACGUGACAAGGAUGAAACUAACUCAUGGUUCCUUCCUCCCUGGUAGAGAGACUUCUGAAGUUUCUGUAAGAUCACUACACACUUGCAAUACUCAUUGUUUGGGUGGUGGUUGCCCAUGCUGCCUUUCAGGUGCAACAAGUGCGUGGAAUCUGAUUAUGCCUCACGAGAUUGCAUUUCAUUCUAAAGAAAUAGAUGCACCAUCCAGAUAUUGUUGCUGCAGCCAUGGCCAUCAUGAGCAAUGUUUAUUAAGACUCGGGAAAAACGCACAUGGUUGUACAGACAAUGAUGAGCAUGCCUGCUGUAACACUACUUUAUCUGGCAAAUGUGGCUGUUUUGGUCGGAUAAGGUGCUUGGCAGGAAAUUGUUGGUCAAGGUUAGACAUUUCAUCUGGCAGUUUCCAUGAACACAAUGAUCAUGACCAUGCUGCAGGUAGAAGCUCUUUCUUGCAUGGCCCCCUUGUUGACAGAAGACCUUAUGCCCCAAGUGGUGGGACAAGUCAAAAUAUCCAUCAUGAGAACUUGGGCGGAUGUGACUCACUAAAAUUUGAUUGUCAGUCUAUUCAUUGGCGACAAAUUCCUGGUAGACCGAAGGUUAAUUCUGUUACUACCUCCACUGACAUGCCAGCAGAGAUUGUAAAUACUGAAGGAGAGGUUGACCAUAUGCUUCAGAACACUUAUUUGAGGGGUUCUGUUAAGGCUCCUGCAGAAUCCAUGUUGAACGAGCAACAAAUGUCUAAUGUGUGCUCAGAAGGUUCUGCUCCUGCAGUUACUGAGUUUUCAAUUUCCAGUGGUGAUAAUUGUACAGAUGGUGAGAAUGCUACACUCAAGAAUAGUUCUAUUGUUGAUGAAGAAUCAGGCAUUAAAAAAAGUAUUUCAUCUAGUGAUGCAACUGAUACAGAGAGGGUGCAUGAAACCACAUCUCUAUUCAGGAAAGUUCAUCCAGUAUUUCCUGUAUUUGCUGAUAUACCAUCACAUAAAUUAGCUGGUAAAGCUAAGGUGACAAAUUCUGUUAGGUUAAAGAAAUUAAAGAACAAUGGUUCUAUAAGACCCAUUUUACAUGAACCAAUUGUUACUGGUUUUAAGAUGCAAGCUAAAGAAAAAGCAUAUAAGGUGAGGCAACUUGAUUCAUCACUUGACACUUCAGAGCCCAUUAGAAGCGAUUAUGAUGUUCCUAAAUGUGAUGGUUCAUUUAACCAUACUGACGAACCCCUGCAAGUUGAUGAGCAAGAAGUAAAGCCAGGUUGCUGUUUUGCUUCUGGACAAUCAAAUCAUAAAAGAAGACGCUCUAUGUUGUCCUGUACUACAUCCAUCAAUAAGAGAUCUGAGGCCUGUAUUGAGCACCAAAAUGGUCACCUGUUUGACACUCUGCAAAGGGAGGAAGGAAUAAAAGGUGGAGUACCUAAAGUUCUAUCUAGAAAGAAGUCAACAUGCAACGAAAGUAAAACUUUGCACGAUAAUGGUCUAGUUCAAGGUGUUGCAGUGAGUUGUGUGCAUCAUGAGAAGGUCAACAAGUGGAUAAACUGUGGUUUUAGUCAGCAUCCAAGUGUUUGUCAAGAAAAACAUUUGAUGCACAGAAAACAAAGACCUACAGUUACUGGGAAUUCUGGCAUUAUUACCAAUGGAAGUCUCUCUGAAGGAUUGCCAAAGCCUUUAAAAUUUGGCUCUCUCAGCUUGAUUCUAAAAACUGCAAAAAGAUGCCCUACUGCAGUAGAUGACCCAUCAAAAUUUUCUGCAUUAUCAAAGACCAGAAAGGCAUGCAAUGAGGAAAGCAAUGGCUGCAGCGAGAAACCGUCUACGUGGACAAGUGAAGAUAAUGAAGUCCCUUUGCAGUCACUUACUAUUGAUGAUAAUCAGUCUAUUUCUGUCCUAAAUGGCGAGCAGGAUGCACGAAUGGUUCGCAAGCGAAGUUUAUGUGAACUAACUGGGAAGGACAAAGAGUCAAAUGAACCAAACAAAAGAAUUUCUCAUGCUAAUUUACGUGUUGAUGCAGGGGCUAGCUUUGGUGUUAGUUAUAAGAAGGACAAGAAGUGGGUAUACCAGUCCGCAUUGAGAUCUUCUGACGAGUUAUGCGUAAACAGUGAGGGAGAUAUUCAACAGCACGUGGAUGGCACAUUUCAACAAAAUCACAAGAGAGCUCCUAAGCCGCUUAAGCGUAAAAAGUCUGUUCUUGAUGAUGGUACCGUUUGCUGUGUAUGUCGAAACAAUGAGAUGGAUGAUUGCAACAGAUUGUUGCAAUGUGAAAGCUGCCUGAUUAAAGUUCACCAGGGUUGCUAUGGGGUCUUGAAGUUACCUAAAGGUCGCUGGCUCUGUAGGCCAUGCAGGGAAGGUUCAAAGAAUAUUGUUUGUGUUCUUUGCGGGUACCAAGGUGGUGCCAUGACACGUGCUCUAAAAAGUCAGAAGAUUAUAAGAAGCUUGUUGCAGGCAUGGAAAGUUGGGAAAAGACUAAAGCCAGUUACUGUUGUUUCACUUUCUGACGUUAAGGAUGAAGUGGACAUGCCCAAUUGUACUUCAACAGCUGAGGGUCAAGGGAAGAGGGAAUGUUCUCUUAAUGAGAUUAUGAAAGCUGGUAUGAAGUCACUGGAUGCUGGAAAAUGGAUGAACCUCCUUCACCCGAGCAAGAACCAUGGGAUUUCUAGCAUUCUGAGCAGUAAUAUGCUUUCCAGGAAUGGCUUAGUUGAUUCACUUCUCAAUUCUGCUGUUAAACAGUGGGUCCAUAUGGUUUGUGGGCUGUGGAUGCCGGGGACAAGGUGUCCUAAUGUUGAUACAAUGAGUGCAUUUGAUGUAUCUGGUGUUGCAUGUGCCAAAAAGAACAAGGUGUGCUCAAUGUGCAGGCGAUCUGGAGGCUCAUGCAUUAAGUGCAGGGUAGAUGGUUGUACCAUGAUGUUUCACCCUUGGUGUGCACACCAGAAGGGUCUACUGCAAAGUGAGGUUGAAGGUAAACAUAAUGAGAGCAUUGGGUUCUACGGAAAGUGCGUCCUUCAUUCCAGGGACAGAUGCCAACCUGCUUGUGUAAAUCCUGCUGAUGUGUCCUUAGAAAGUGAUAAGGCUACUUCAGAAACUGAUAAAUUUACGUGUGCUCGAACAGAGGGCUACAAGGGUCGGAAGAAGGAAGAAGGAUUGAAGCCUAAUAGCAUGCAAGGAUGCUCACGAGAUGGGAGUGGAUGCCUAGUUCCACAGGAGCAAGUUAAUGCAUGGCUUCAUAUUAAUGGCCAAAAAUCUUGUGCAAAGUUGCCUGCAAAAUCCUUUCUGGCAUCAGACGUUGAGUAUGAUAGCAGAAAGGAAUAUGGCCGAUAUAAGCAGGCCAAAGGGUGGAAAAAUUUGGUGGUAUAUAAAUCUGGUAUUCAUGCACUUGGUCUGUACACUUCUCAAUUUAUCCCUAGAGGAGCAAUGGUUGUUGAGUAUGUGGGUGAGAUAGUGGGUUCACAUGUGGCUGAUAAACGAGAGAUAGAAUACCUUUCUGGAAGAGGAGUACAGUACAAGAGCGCCUGUUAUUUCUUCAGAAUCGACAAGGAACAUAUUAUUGAUGCUACCCGCAAAGGAGGGAUUGCCCGUUUUGUCAAUCAUUCGUGUCUGCCUAACUGCGUUGCCAAGAUUAUUACUAUUCGGAAUGAAAAGAAGGUUGUCUUCUUUGCCGAGAGGGACAUAAACCCUGGUGAGGAGAUUACGUAUGAUUAUCAUUUUAAUCAUGAGGAUGAAGGCAAAAAAAUACCUUGCUUCUGUAAUUCAAAAAAUUGUAGGCGGUAUUUGAAUUAGUGCUUGUAAUUUUCUUUUUGCCAGUUUAGUUCUUUAAUUCAUUCUUUCUUGGGUUCA